AUGCCGCCCGCUUCAUACCCAUCAAUUCAAUCUUUCUUUCAGAAAGAAGUUCGAGUUCAAUCCAUCUCUUCACCUUUGCGGGGGAGAGAAAUGUCGAGUCCUUUGGGUGGUGGAAGGGAUGAAGGAGGAGAGUUGAGGGUGGGAGGAGAUCCAGGUGUAGGGGAAGAAAGAAUAAUAGAAGAUGGGGAUGGAAAAGGAAGAGAUGGAAAGGGAGAUGGGUUUACUGAAGAAGAAUUAAAUGAAGCCAUGGAUCCAUUGACCAGAAAAUGGAAUCCAAGCAGAGAAUAUGAGAGUGUAGAUGUGGGGGCAUUAAUUCCUGGGAGAGUGGUAAGUUUUGCGACGGUUAUUGGGAAGAGUGCAAAACAGCCUAGGGCGAAAGGAUGGCAUUAUGCGGGGGUUAGGGGGGAGGGUGGUGUUGUUUCUGUCAAACUUUACUUUGCAAAUCAACUUUAUCCCCUCAAACUCGGUCAACUUCUCUCAAUCUGGACAGCCUUCAUAUCCGAUACCUCGAAAGCCGACGGUACAUCCACAGCUGGUAUCAUCGCCUGUGCAAACCUUUUCCCAGGUAGAAAUACAAGUGAUCACGUCAUGAUCCAUACCCAUUCCGGUGCUUCAGAUAUCUGUCGUAUUCCACUUGGUUACAAAAAAGACGAACCUUUACCGGGAUUAAUGACGCUUGAAGGUUAUCUAAAAGGAGGAUAUGAUGGGGUUGUGGGUGUCAAAUUAUUGGUUUGUGUAAAGAGUAUUGGAGCGAGAAAGAAAAUUGUUAAAAAGGAUGGGGGAGAGUCGGAUCUUAUUGAAGUUGUGCUAUUUGAUCAUACCGCGGAAGUCAAGAUGAAAUGUUGGGGUGAUUUGAUUGAGAGUGUGAAGGAAUGGUUGCCUGGAAAAACAAUACUUCUUAUGUCGAAUCCGAUGCAUAAGCUUGGUUUUGGUGGGAAAGGGGUAGUGGGGUUUGGAAGAAAUACUAUAAUGGAUGUAGAGCCAGAGUUUGCGGAUGCAAAUUGGUUGAGAAGAUGGGCAAGAGGAUUGAUGAGGAAGGAGAGUGUAGGGAUUACUUUUCCAAAUGAGGUUUGGGGGGAAGAGGGUGUACAAGAGGCGAUUUAUGGACCGAGGACUGCGUUAUUUGGGUUGAGGGAUGUGGAGGAUUGGGUUAGGGAGGAGUCGAGGGAGACGUUUACUGGGUGGAUUAGUGUGGUGAUUUUGGAGAUGGAUUUGUUGAGGAUUUGGAAGAGGAAUAUGCUGAUGUCUGCGGUAUACCAAUCUACAACAAUACCCCCACAACACCCUGUCCACACUGCGCGAAACCACUAA
Molecule: messenger RNA, 1311 nt
Organism: Sclerotinia borealis F-4128
Lineage: Eukaryota; Fungi; Ascomycota; Leotiomycetes; Helotiales; Sclerotiniaceae
Source: the annotation of a GenBank genome assembly